This is a messenger RNA of Cetraspora pellucida, 791 nucleotides long. Lineage: Eukaryota; Fungi; Glomeromycota; Glomeromycetes; Diversisporales; Gigasporaceae. The record is from the annotation of a GenBank genome assembly.
AAAAAGGAAACGAACAAAAAACACCAAAAGGACAACGAGGAAAAAAAAGUAGUCCAUCAAAAAACUUAACGAGGCAGCACGAAAGAGAUUACCAAAAAUUAGUGGAACGGCGAAAAGAGGCAGGCCAAAAACUAACGGGACUAAACAAACUUAUUUUUGACAAGAUAGAAGCCAAAACGGGCGAGUUUCAAAGCUCAAUAGGAUACUCUAUUUUUCAACACACUAGCGGCAGUAUUUUGGGACUUUUACCCUUUGGAGGAAUAGUUACCGAAAACAUGAAAACCGCCCAAAUAGACGAAUUGAAAAAAUUGUUGGAAAAAACCGUUGAACUUCAAAAAGAAUACCAAAAAAAACUACAAACUGCCGAACAAGCCCAAGAAAGCAAGUUGAACGAAUUAUUAGCCCAAGCCAAAAAUGAUAAAGAACGUUUAGAAGCCUACGAAAGCGAAGUAUUAAGAUUAACCUUGGCAAGCCAACACAAAGACGAGGAACAUUUUCGCCAAUUGAAAGAGAAGGAAAGAAUACUCAAACUAUCCUCGGCCAAAACCCACGAAAUAAGCGAAAAAAAUGCCAAAAUAGACGAAUUACAAGCCAACGGGGAAAUAUUAAGACGACAAAAAGCCGCCCUAGAAAUUAACCUCAAAGGCGAACAACUAUCUCAUCAAAGCACUAAAACAGUCAAAGACCUCAAAAUCACCCAUUUAGAAGACUACCUGGAAAACGAAACUAAAAAAAACCAAGAGAAAGACCGAUUAUUGGAAGAAAAAAGACAACAAUUACUAGCCGCUUGA